CAUUGUCACGGUAAACUGGGUUGAUCCCUUUGGAGUGUAACCGAUGUCCAAUAAAGCAGCUCGGAGCCACACCCAUACGUCAAAUCGUGCAAAGGCACGGGCAACCAUAGAACGAAAGGAAGUUUUUAAAAGUGUCCUUGAAAAUCCAUUCCGAAUACAAUGGCCCUCGAUCCCGUCAAACGCGCAAAACUUGUUCCUCGCGACACUCGUAACAACUGUGGAAAGCGCGGUGAGGAGUGGAAGUCGAAAAUCUUCCAAGGCAUGCGCUAGGAAAGCUCUAACCCGAUCGGAAAUUGCAGAUUCGGUGGAGGGGACAAACCCGAGCCCAGACUCGAUGGUAUGUUCAAAAACCUCUGCAUGUUCCGUGGGUUCCACUCCUUUGCCAUCUCCGGCCGUUAGUAAACAUUCUCCGUCGUCGGGCCACAUGACCAUCGGUAUCAAUGAAGUGACAAGGAGACUUGAAUCGCAGUUGAAGUCUGUCCGACAAUCGGUUACACUCACUACCACGUCUCAUACCAAUCCGAUAUUCCCCGACACUUCUCCCAUUGCUGCUGUCUUCGUAUGCCGUGCCGAUGUCAAUCCUCCGAUCUUGUUGGAUCACAUCCCUCACCUUGUAGCAGGAUGCAACUCUACGCGCUCUGGAUCUAACCCUCUAGGAACUCGACAGCCCCUGAAAUUGAUCGUCCUACCAAAGGGCUCAGAGUCCGCACUUGCACAGGCGCUUGGUCUGAGACGAGCGGCCGUAAUAGCCAUUCAUGAAGAUGCCCCGUGUUUACCUAUUUUUCGCGAUAUGCUUCAAUCUGUACCUGUAAUCAGCGCACCCUGGCUUGUGCCUCCAGUCCAGCCCAAUUCUUCGAAAUGUUUGAUUCCUACUCAUAUCAAGCAACUCCGCACUACUGCACCCAAAGAUAUGAAAUCUGCAAAAGAACAAAGGGCAAAAGCAAGAGUUGCAGCUAAGAAGAAUGGUGCAAAACCCAGGCCCAAGAAAUAUCUCCUUACGACAGCAAGACCAGAAGCAUAAACUCGCGAUACAUAACGUCACGCUCUAUAUGUUGUUUGUUGGUUCUGUGCACCGUCCUCUCGCUGGAGCCUUGUAUUAAUUUUAGGUAGCAGUUCUGUUGCCUUCAUUGCCCAGAAAAUGCGCAGUCGCGUGGAUUUAGCGUAUAUGAGUUAUUGACACUUUGACAGGAGUCAAGCAGUACGUAGGUCUAUGCGGUACCCGUAUGGUGGAUCGAUCUAUCCAAUUACACGAAAAGGAUGUCCCAUUAACCCCCACACUAACAAUGAUUGCGGGACACGCCAACGAUAUGGAUGUCCACCUGAUUUGUCCCAUCUGCUUCUGGUACAGACCCGAGAAUAUUAAUGGCACGCUCGG
Suillus subalutaceus is the source of this 1375-nucleotide messenger RNA. RefSeq lists its product as uncharacterized. Gene Ontology annotation, molecular function: ribonuclease MRP activity. Lineage: Eukaryota; Fungi; Basidiomycota; Agaricomycetes; Boletales; Suillaceae. The coding region runs from base 44 to 1021 and encodes 325 amino acids. The record is from RefSeq and is a predicted model, not a curated record. Gene Ontology annotation, cellular component: ribonuclease MRP complex; cytosol; nucleolar ribonuclease P complex. Gene Ontology annotation, biological process: intronic box C/D snoRNA processing; rRNA processing; tRNA processing. The transcript has 4 exons.